AUGGAGUACAUCGAGGAUAUUCCGAGCACUGCCUCCAGUUUCCUCUCCGCCUACGCCUCCAUGGCCGGCUCCAUCAUGCUUUUCCGAUCAAUCGCCAACGACGUCGUCCCGGAUUCCCUCCACUCCUUCUUCCACUCCACUUUCGAGCCCUACGCCCGGCGUCUGCUCGACCGGCUUCUGCUCCUCGUCGGUAAACGCAAGCGCGUAACCCUAGUCGUCGAUGAGAACGCCGGCAUCUUCCCCAACCUCAUGUACACCGCCGCCGAGACCUACCUACAGACCAAAAUCCCCCCUGAUUCCGACCGCCUGAGGGUCGUCAAGACCUCCAAGCGCAAGAGCAUCUCCGUCGGCAUCGUCCGUGGCCAGAGGGUCACCGACCGGUUCGCCGGAUUUGAUCUGACGUGGCGGUCCCUCGUGGCUACUCCUCAAUCCGAUCGCGAGCCUCGGCGUCGCUAUUUUGAGCUGUCGUUCGAGGCUCCGAACAAGGAAACCGUGGUCGAAGAGUAUCUUCUGUUUGUCCUGUCUAGGGCAGAGGAAAUUAGGGCUAAGGACCGCCGUGUGAAGCUCUACACGAUUGGCUCCACGUUUGACGACGGUGAUGACGACGGCGACGAAGUCGCCGGCGGCGGCAGCAUGGCCGGAAAGUGGUGCUGGGGAUGUGUUGACCUUGACCACCCGGCCACUUUCGAGAGGCUGGCCAUGGAUCCGGAUUUGAAGCGGGCCUUGGUGGAGGAUUUGGACCGGUUUGUAAGGAGGAAGGAUUACUACAGGAGUGUGGGGAAGACGUGGAGGAGGGGUUACCUGCUGCACGGGCCACCGGGCACCGGAAAGUCGAGCCUAGUGGCGGCAAUUGCCAACUACCUCAAAUUCGACGUGUACGAUUUGGAGCUCGCGAGUUUGUACAGCAACUCGCAGCUUAAGGGGCAGCUGCUGAGCACAAAUAACCGAUCGAUUAUAGUGAUUGAGUAUGUUGAUUGCAGCACACAGAUGCAUAGUAGGGAUGGAGACUCAGACGAUGAUAAGCCACGUGACGGGUUGACCUUAUCCGGCAUGCUGAACUUUAUAGACGGGCUAUGGUCCAGCUGCGGAGACGAGAGGAUAAUUAUUUUCACCACCAACCAUAAAGAAAAGCUCGAUCCAGCCCUCAUACGGCCCGGUCGAAUGGAUAUGCAAAUUCACAUGGGUUACUGUACGCCACAAGGCUUUGAUGUAUUGGCCUCUAAUUAUUUGAGAAUAAACGAUCAUCCAACAUUUUCUGAAAUCAAAGAGUUGAUUCGAGAAGUUGAGAUAACUCCAGCAGAGAUUGCAGAGUACUUGAUGAGGAACGAGGACACCGAUCUUGCCCUCGAGGGGGUGCUCGAUUUGUUGAAGCAAAAGAAAGAAGAGAAGAAUGUGGAAAUCAAGGAGAGUGAGACUAAGAAAAAUAAGGUUUGUGGAUGCUCUGAUGGAGGUGAAAGUAAGGGGAAGAAAAAGAGGAAGGGCAAACUUGGGGCAAAUGUUGGAAGUAAAAAGCAAAGGCUACCCUAG
This is a messenger RNA of Striga hermonthica, 1527 nucleotides long. The record is from the annotation of a GenBank genome assembly. Lineage: Eukaryota; Viridiplantae; Streptophyta; Magnoliopsida; Lamiales; Orobanchaceae.